GUAUGCUGUGCAGUUCGUUGUGCCCAUGUGAUAAGAGGAAGAAGUGUGUUUCACGUAUAGACAUUGUAGAAAAAUUUGUAAAAUAUUGUAAUAUUAUAAAAAUAAUUAAUAGGACAGUAAAUAUAUAUUGAUGUCCAUUUAAUAAGACUUAAUCAGAGAAGAUUUUCAUAAAGAAAGAAAAAAUAUGGCAACCGAUGAAAAUUCUUGGCGAACUCAAAAUUUUCGGCAAAGUGUAGUAGCAAAACUUGAUGAAGCUGUGCAAAUGUCAGGUAUGCCUACAGCAAAAAAUAGCAUUGAGAUGGAAAGUCAUGUUUUUCAGAAAGCAAAAAGCAAGGAAGAAUACUUAAGCUUCAUUGCAAGGCUUAUCUUCCAUGUUAGAGAAAUGAAUUCUAAAAAAGGAGCUGGAAAUAUUGCACCUGGUAAUGCUGGAAGCGGAGGUCAAGGAAUGCCAGAUCCGAUUGGUGCAUUGCAAACUUUAGCAAGGCAGGGAACAGGCAAUAAUCAAAUGAUCGGGAUGGGUGGACCUGGGCCUAAUCCACAAGGCAUUGUACCACAAUCUUCUACAAAUACAGCUACUAAUCUCUUGCAAAGUUUAAAUCAACGUCCUGGACAACCAAUGACUAUGCCUGGUUUGCCAAAUAAAAUGUCUGGAAUGGGUAUGAUGCAAUCUGUUGGUACUAUGAGUCAUAUGAAUGCAAUUCAAGGUAUGCAAAGUGGUGCAAUUUUAACUCAAAUUAAUCAGAUGAAUCAAGGAAAUAUGCCACAACAAAUGAAUCAAAUGAUCCCUACUCAAAUGAAUCAAAUAACUACUGGACAAAUGCAGCAAAAUAUGCAAAAUCAAAUGCAAAAUCAAUUGUCAGGACAAAUGUCCAAUCAGAUUGGUGGGUCUAUAAAUAGUAUGCAAACUAAUAUGCCUCAACAAAUGAAUCAAAUUUCUUCUGGCCAGAUGGGUCCUGCUCAAGUGACACAACAACUAAAUCACAUGCAAAGAAAACCUGGAGAAAUAAUAAAUACUGUAUUUCCUGGUCCACGCAAUGUUACUCCAAACCAAUUCUUAAGACAAAGUCCAUCUCCUUCUGCCCCUAGUCCAGCAGCUUUAGCAGCACCAGCAAGUAAUCAAAUGGUAGCAUCACCAGCUUUGGUACCAUCUCCAAGCCCACAACAUCCUAUCAUAGCAGGACCACAAAGAUCUGUAGGUAUGGCACCAUCUCCUAGUAGCUCAUUAAAUACUCCAGUAGCUGUGGGAGCAACACCUAGCCCUCAACAAGAAGAUCAAGCAUAUAGAGACAAAGUUCGACAACUUAGUAAAUAUAUAGAACCAUUGAAAAGAAUGAUUUCCAGAAUGGGAAAUGAUGGAAAUGUCGAUAAACUAAGUAAAAUGAAAAGAUUGUUGGAGAUUCUAUCAACACCUAGUAAACGUAUGCCGAUGGAAACACUGUUAAAAUGUGAGGUUGUAUUAGAAAAAGUCGACUUCAAAAGGGGCGAUGGCAGUGUCGGGCCACCUAUAACAACUUUAAAAGAACAUCAUUUCUUUAGUCCACUUUUGGAAGCAGUAAGCACUCAUCUACAAAGUCCGGUAGUAAAUCAUACUUUACAACGUACUUUUGGUCCAUGUUUAGAGGCAUUGUUUGGACCAGAGAUCAAAACUUUACCACCGUUGAAGAAACAGAAGAUAGAGGAACCACCUAGUGAAAUACCAGAUGUUUUACAAGGAGAAAUAGCACGCCUUGAUCAACGAUUCAAAGUAAGCUUGGAUCCAGCUCAACAAAAUGGUUCUAAAUGCAUACAAUUAAUAUGCUGGUUGGAUGAUCGCCAUUUACCAUGUGUACCACCCGUAUCGGUCAUUGUACCUGCUGAUUAUCCUUUAACACCACCGCGUUGUGUUAUGACACCUCACGAAUAUACCACAACAUUCCUUUGUGCCGUCCAAAAGGCACUGAACGCUCGUAUUGCAAAACUUCCACGUCAUUUUUCUGUAUCACAGUUACUCGAUACUUGGGAAAUGAGUGUAAGACAAGCGAGUGCCCCAACGCAAACUCCUGUUACAGCUAGUACAGUCUUAAUGAGUCUAUAGCACAAUUUUCUAAACGAUUGACUUACUGUAUCCUUAUAAUAUAAUAUAGUUAUUGUAUCAAACUCUU
Vespula vulgaris is the source of this 2141-nucleotide messenger RNA. It is a transcript of the gene MED15, whose product is annotated as mediator of RNA polymerase II transcription subunit 15. NCBI's taxonomy places the organism in Eukaryota, Metazoa, Arthropoda, Insecta, Hymenoptera, Vespidae. The record is from RefSeq and is a predicted model, not a curated record. Gene Ontology annotation, biological process: regulation of DNA-templated transcription. Gene Ontology annotation, molecular function: transcription coregulator activity. The transcript has 12 exons. The coding region runs from base 185 to 2074 and encodes 629 amino acids.